Stegodyphus dumicola is the source of this 1165-nucleotide messenger RNA. It is a transcript of the gene MagR, whose product is annotated as Iron-sulfur cluster assembly 1 homolog MagR. The record is from RefSeq and is a predicted model, not a curated record. Gene Ontology annotation, biological process: iron-sulfur cluster assembly. Gene Ontology annotation, molecular function: 2 iron, 2 sulfur cluster binding. NCBI's taxonomy places the organism in Eukaryota, Metazoa, Arthropoda, Arachnida, Araneae, Eresidae. Gene Ontology annotation, cellular component: cytoplasm; mitochondrion.
AUAUUAACAUUUUAUCAUAAUCGUAAUCGGAAAGUGUUCUGCUCGAAAUUCAUGUUUUGAUUCACCGAGUGAAAACGUAUUCUUUUUCAUUAAAUACUUUCUCAAAUAAUAAUCACUUGACCAUCCCUCUUUACCAAUAUGCUGAAUCGUUUGUAAAGCAUUCUUCAGUUCAAUAUGUCUCGCGUUAUAGGCGCAGCUACUGUUCGAUUAGUUGAAAAAACACGUCGAUUACCAGCAAGGGCUGCUUUGGUGCUUACCCCUGCUGCAGUAAGUCGCAUUAAAACUUUGCUUGAAAAAGAACCAAAUGCCAUAGGUCUUAAAAUUGGCGUAGCUCAGCGGGGUUGCAAUGGCUUAAGCUAUACACUGAAUUACGCGAAGGAGAAAGGUAAAUUUGAUGAAGAAGUUGUUCAAGAUGGUGUAAAGAUUUUGAUCGAUGCUAAAGCACAGUUGACUCUCUUAGGCACUGAAAUGGAUUUUCAAGAGACUACUUUAUCUAGCGAAUUUGUUUUUAACAAUCCAAACAUUAAAGGGACAUGUGGUUGUGGCGAAAGCUUUAAUAUUUAAAGAUUACUAUUAUAAAUUUAGAUAUGUAAAUAUUAACUUAGGAAAUUAUAAUAAAUCUUAAGUAGUUUAUGAAGGAAGUUGCUGUAUGAGUUAUUGUUAUUGAAUCUUUGUUUUGAAUAGAAUGUUUGUUUAAAAAAUUAUUAAAGCUAAAAGUAUACUUUUUAACACUACAUGCUGCCAAGAGUUGGUCUCCACCUAAAGUGUUACUCAUAUAAAGCUUUGAUGUCAACCUGAUGAAUUGUAUCUGUAUGUAAUAAGCAACAUUAUAUUAUGAUUCAAAUAAUGCUGUAUGAUGCCUGCAUCGCAUUUUUAAACAUGGAUGUAUUUCUAGACAUCAAUGCUGUCAAAAAUCUCUGCUUUUAGUUGCAUUUUAAUGAUGGGCGAGCAUUGUUUACUAUUAAAUUUUUUAAUUAAUUUAAAUUUUAAUUGUAUCUACUUACAUAAUAACAUAAAAAAUAAUUGCUUUUGAAAUAUAAGUACAAAUUUCAGAUGUCUGCAAAAGUGUUUAAAAGCCCUUAAUGUUAACCAUGUCAUUUGUUUGUAAAUGAAUGUAGAAUUUGUUCGUAAAUGAAUUUGAAUUAAAAUAUGGUUUGAUUAUUUA